AUGGAGAACCCUUAUGGCGUCAAACUCUGUGGACGGGAGUUUAUCCGCUCAGUCAUUUUCACUUGUGGAGGUUCCCGUUGGAAAAGGUCACAGGCGAUAGAUCCUUUUAACCAGAAUGACCCAGAAGAGAGUUUUGGACAAAAGCCAGUAAUUGAAACCAUCCUCCAUAGGAACAAAGAUUCAACCUUCACCUCCGCAGAGAGUAUGAACUCAGAGUUUAGCAGACAGACCCGCUCUUUCAUCUCAGAGGAAAUUCUCGAAGCUCUGCGCAAAGCUGACCGCAAGGGACGAGACCUGGUGCUGGGACUGUCCACUGCCUGCUGCAAAUGGGGCUGUAGCAAGAGUGAAAUCGGCUCUCUCUGUUGA
Knipowitschia caucasica is the source of this 366-nucleotide messenger RNA. NCBI's taxonomy places the organism in Eukaryota, Metazoa, Chordata, Actinopteri, Gobiiformes, Gobiidae. The record is from the annotation of a GenBank genome assembly.